AUGCAGCUCGGGAGUGAUGGUAAAAGAAUGUCUAGCUAUCAAGCUACUAUGGAGAAACCAAAGCCUGUUCGAUUGAUGGCACUCGGUCGUCCAUUUCGUCUGGGAAUGCUCUAUGACCUGCGCAGUCAUAACCUGAUUUCUGAUGCAACACUGUUGGAUAAUAAGUAUCUACAGGAAAACGUGGUGAAAACUCCAUAUCGUACCACAAAUUUGACUUUUAUAUCUCAUGAUAAUUUUCAUACCAAAGCCAAUCAACUAAUAUUGGAUAGCAAUAUGAUGCUGAACAUUAUCUGCAAUCUCGUCGAAAUUUCCGGUUCAGCUAACUAUGUUAAUGAUCGUCAACGGACAAAUCAUCAGUCACGUAUGGUCCUGAAAUAUUUGAUGACAACUCACUUUGAACAACUGUCAGUAGCACAUCUUGGACGAGAGUUUGAAUUACAGAAUCAAGAUAUUGCUACACACAUUGUCACCGCUAUCACCCAUGGUGCAGAUGCAUUUUUUAUAUUUGAUCGAAAAGUUGGCCUAGAUGAAAAUAAGGAAGAGAUUGAUGCGAAGGUUUCGACAGCUGUGAAAAAAUUGCCGAGCUGGAGCAUCGAUCUGAACGGAAAUAUCGUCGUGGAAGAACAGGACAAAGAUGUGGUCGACAAACUUCAGUGUACAUUUUAUGGUGAUUAUAACCUGAAACAGCAUCCAAGUACCUUUCAAGAUGCAGUCAUGUUGUACCAGGAAUUGCCUGAUUUACUAGGUGCUGACGGUGAACAUGCUGUACCAAAAACAGUUUGGCUAUAUCCAUUGCACCUUUUACUGGACUCAAAACCUGCAACAAUUAUUUAUGAACUACCAGAUUUUCUCGUUAAUCAAGCGUUGGUUAUCACCGAAGAUCUCCAUUCGUCCAAGGUUAAAGCCAGUGAUCUCACUCGAUCCCCGGCAUUCCAAUAUUUCUCUCAUCUGAAAGAGCAGCUGUUAAAGUUCAUCGAGAUAAUGGAUGCAUAUGAAAAUAAAAUCAGAAGGGAAAUGGCCGUCAUCCUACUCCAAAUCCGUUCCGGUCAAGCAGCAGCAGUCCAAGAACUCGAUAAAAUAUUUGCAAAUGUAGAAACUUCACCGUUCAGUCAACAAACACUAUCUAAGUGGCUCGAAGACAAACAAGAUGAAAUUGAACACCUCGACUCACUCGUUCGAAAUAUUAACCAAAGCACAUCGUCAAGUGCAAUAGAAUGGUGCUCGGUUGCGGAAGUUGUUAACACUGCCGAUUUAAAAUAUAUUCUCUGUCUCUCAUUUCGUUUGAACGAAGAAGAUGAACCACAGCUGAGAGAGAUGUCCAAUUAUUUUGAUCGAAAAGGUGCUUUUCUACGAACCGAAGCCCAGAAGCCAGUGUCCUGGACCAAAAAUGUGCCAACUGCAGCUGCUGUGACACCUAGCAGUAUCACACUGCAAUGGUCAAAUGAAGAGCGCGGUUCUGAAGGUGUUGAGAAGUACCAAAUUUUCUAUCAAAUACAAGGCACAGACGAAUGGCAGGGUUGCAGUACAAUUGACAGUCGAAAAAUAGCAAUACUUGGAAACCUGCCACCAGCGACGUCAUUUCAGUUCGCAGUACAAUCCGUUGAUGAAAUUUGUCUGAGUGCGUUCAGUGAAAUCAGCGAGUGGAUAACAACUGCACCUGUACCAGAACUAUCGAGUCAGGUGAAAACACUGCUUAAAAAACUUAAGUCAAAUAAAGGCGACGACGACAAGGACGAUGAUGAGAGACGUUUUGUAUUCGACAUUGACUACUUAACAUUGGCAGAGGCAUCAGCAAUUUGUGAGGCUCUAAAACCCGUCUCACCUAAAUACAUGGCCAUCACCUGCAAAUAUAUAUCGAUGGAAAGUCUUGAACGUAUAGUUGACUCACUGAAAACAAACAUGAGGGUAGAGGGGAUUGGAUUCGGUAAAGAACAUUAUGGAGAUGAAGAAGAUAAUCGCUUGAUCCCAGUGUGUGGACGAAAUUUGGCAGAUGCCUUAAAAGUGAAUAAAAGAAUUGAGUACCUACUGUUCACUAACACAGGCUUAACCGAUGAUGAUUUUCAGUUGAUCACAGAUGAAUUGAAGAAGAACGAGACAGAUUUAAAGGGAUUGUAUAUGGAGAAAAAUCCUUUACUGACCAGCAGAAGUGCUAGAAAUCUGAGACAAUUGGUCGAGGUAACGAGAAAAUUAGAAGAAAUUUAUCUUUCAGGUUCAAACUUAAACGAUGAUUGGGCGAUUGAAAUUGCUUUAGCGAUGAAAGUGAAUACAACAGUUAAAGAACUGUCCAUACGUGACUGUAAGAUAGGAGAUGAAAGUGUCAAGUUAUUUGGAGAGAUGUUGGAAGUAAAUAGAACACUCAAAGAAUUAAUCCUUGGAGGAAGUCAAAUGACGAAUGUUGGUCUUAAGUAUUUAGCAGAUGGACUGAAAAAAAACGAUUCAACAUUAGAAUUGCUUUACUUGGGAGGGAAGCAGCUCUCAAAAAACAGUGAGGGCGGAAAAGCGCUAAUGGAAGCAAAAAGUGAAAAGUUAGAUUUAGAAAUAUGGGUGUGA
Molecule: messenger RNA, 2550 nt
Organism: Didymodactylos carnosus
Lineage: Eukaryota; Metazoa; Rotifera; Eurotatoria; Philodinida; Philodinidae
Source: the annotation of a GenBank genome assembly